AUGUCUGUUAACGAGUAUGAAGCACAAAGGCUAUCAAAUAUUGAGGCUAACAAGGAAGUUCUGCGUGAACUUGGUCUCGAGAGACCUCCGCCAAUUUUUAUAGCCAAAAGAAAAAAAGCCACAAGCGACAAAAGAAAAGUAUCACGUCGAUUUAACGAGAGCCAAAACAAUACUGCAUCCAGUAGUGACUCUAAUGGCAGAUUGAGAAGGUCAGGACGUCUCUCUGAAAAGCCACAAAAAAAUUUAAGUGAGGAUAUGCUUUUUAUGGGAAUCGAAGGUGAACCUUGGCGAAAAACUACUGUACGAAAAGCUACUGUGCGAAAAAUUGCUGUUUACGAAAGUGAUCCAAAUUGGCGCCAAAACCGACCGGAUCCUCAUCAAUUCGGUAACAUUCCAGGACAUGAGGAUGAUGUCGAUUGGGGUAUGCAUAUAAGUCAAAAAGAUGUAAAGACACUUAUUUCUUCAAUUUUAGAACAUAUUUAUUAUAUUUGCAAAAUAGGAGAAGCUUUCACUUACACCGGUUCUGGUGGCAGAGACUUAAAAGGCACCAAGAAUAAUCCAAAGAAUUUAAGAACUGCACCACAAGAUCAAGAAUUAGUUGCGGGUAAUCUUGCUCUAAAAAUCUCUUGCGAAACAAAAAGACCUAUUCGUGUAAUUCGGUGA
This is a messenger RNA of Racocetra fulgida, 663 nucleotides long. Lineage: Eukaryota; Fungi; Glomeromycota; Glomeromycetes; Diversisporales; Gigasporaceae. The record is from the annotation of a GenBank genome assembly.